Lathyrus sativus (Indian pea) is the source of this 384-nucleotide messenger RNA. The record is from the annotation of a GenBank genome assembly. NCBI's taxonomy places the organism in Eukaryota, Viridiplantae, Streptophyta, Magnoliopsida, Fabales, Fabaceae.
AUGGCAGGAAAAGCGGCUGGCUCGGCAGCUAAGGCGGUAGCAGAAUAUCAAUAUCCGUGGUGUGAGAAGUUAGCAAAAUACAAGGAUGAAUUGGCUAAGGGAGUGUGGGGAUACUGGGAACUAGGGGCGUGGAAGCCGCUAAGUAUUAGUGCUCGGCAUAGGGCAAGACUUCGUAAAGAAGUACUUGCGGGGGAAGAUUGGACUUUUGAUCCUGAAAGAAAGGAGAUGAAGACGAGGCAAAAAGGUCAUAAGGUUGAUAGGAUAGCAUCUGAGAAGAGGGCAAAUACUUCUAGGUUGUUGGAGAAGAUGCCAGAUAUGUUGCUUGAUUACAAGAAGAAAAAGUGGCAGAAGAAAAUGAAGGAAGAAGACAAAGGCAAACUUUGA